This is a messenger RNA of Strongyloides ratti, 408 nucleotides long. RefSeq lists its product as hypothetical. The record is from RefSeq and is a predicted model, not a curated record. NCBI's taxonomy places the organism in Eukaryota, Metazoa, Nematoda, Chromadorea, Rhabditida, Strongyloididae. The transcript has 2 exons. The coding region runs from base 1 to 408 and encodes 135 amino acids.
AUGUUCCUCAGAUCUUGCCCCAACGGACUUUUUUUCUUUAAACAUCUGGAUCUUUUUUUGAAGGAUAAAAUCUUCAAUAACAAUGAAGAUCUUGAUGCCGCUGCUAUCCAAUUGUUCUCAUUGAAACGCUCCUAUUUCCGCAACGUACCACUUGGUUGUUUAACAAGAGAAUUUGCUAUGAUAAUGAUUUUAGAAGAUCUUGCAAAAGAUGUUAAUUGUACUCUUAACAGUAGUCCCAGAAAAAUAAGAAGUAGUUUAGAAAUGAAGACAAGUACACUAAAAAACGAACGAUUAUCAGCCAUAAGAAAUUCACAAUCUCCAAUUAGCUACGUUAAUUCAAAAGAAAUAAAUUCAACUUCAUUAAAAAUUAUAACACAUGAAAUUAUUAAUGAAGUGGUAGAUAAUUAG